Molecule: messenger RNA, 2157 nt
Organism: Neurospora tetraspora
Lineage: Eukaryota; Fungi; Ascomycota; Sordariomycetes; Sordariales; Sordariaceae
Exons: 4
Coding region: 1-2157 (718 amino acids)
Source: RefSeq, a predicted model, not a curated record
AUGUUCUGGGACGACUGUCAAGACGACAUCAUCGCCGCCAUGAUGACCAACAUGACCCUUGCAGGCGACGGCGGCGCCCACGAACGAAGAUCUAACCACAAGCUCUACACCCCAGCUAGCUUUGCUGCCUUCCUCAAAUUGAUCAGGAGUAGAGUGCAAGUUGGCGACUGGACCGCGACCAUUGAGGCGAUUCUCGCCCUAAUUGAGCAGGAACCGAGAAGGCAACCACAUGGAGACAGUGAGCCGGUCGCUGAUUACACUCCGGAGUUGAGGGCCUGGCUGCACCUGUUGAGAGUGUAUACAUCGCCUGAAUGGCCGGGGUCCUACAACGCCAGGAACUCAGUACCGAAGAACGAGAGGAUUUGGCAGUUGAAGACGUGGGUGAACAUUCCGCCGGUGAUGUGCGUGACGGUGGUGGUGCCUCAGCAUAAGUCACCUGUGGUGGGCAGUUGCCACGGGUUCGCGUCGGUACAAAUCGGUUAUGGAUGGCCGCAGCACGAGAAUACUCACAUAAGAGGCCCCGGGUCGAUCCUCAAAAUUACCAUGCGUCCCCCGAGCUUGGAAGGGAAAUACCAUUUGAUGGUGUCCUUUAUGGUCCCGACGUCGGUGCUUCUGACAGGACAUCCUGAGACGUCGAUGGUGAAGGUCCAGUUCCGACGGACCCCCAAUGUCGGCGAUUAUGGAGAUGAUCUUGGACCCGGACUGACCAUAUACGAAACGCCCCUCCACAACUAUGAUCAGGUCAUCAUCACCCGAUACCCGCCUCAGCUUGGUGGCACACCGACUGUGCAUGAGUUUCCCAGGACCUUACCUCCCCCGGAUCUGCCGGCUAGCGCCACCAUCGCAGCUGGCAUGAACGGCACACGAUACGAAAUCACCUCCCUCACCGCACGCCUCCAGUUCACAUCCCCCGAACUGAACUCCCGUCUCGCAAGCGGUUACACCGCCCACUGCCGCCAGGUAUCACCAUGUACAUACCUCAUCACUCUCAGCGGCAGCUUUACCGCGAGCCGCUGUGACAUGAAGCCCAUGAAAGCAUCACUCCCUGUACCCGAAGACGAACCCGAAGUAUGCACAUGGGAAUCAGCAUUCCCCUUCUCCUUCCCCCUUCUCUCAGAUGUAACCAAAGCACAACUUAUUACCGGCCCUGCAAGUCCUGACAACAACUUCAUCGAGCUGACCGUCGCCACCAUCCGCCCAGAGGUUUUCCGGGCAACCAUCUCUUCCCCAUCGUGGAUCUACCCCGUCCUCCUCCCCUCUUAUUCUUCCUCGCCUAUGCCAAUCUCAUGGUCCCUCCCCUACCUCCCCUGCUUCGACGACCUCCCAGUCAUCGACAUUGAGAAGAUUCGCUCCUCUCUACCCUCAUGGCCCCGCUUUACCCUUUGGCUCAACUUCCAAACGUACACCUUUGCCGAUUGGGAGCAUCAAAUGAUGGAGAACCAACCGCCAUCCCUGCUAGAUGACAUGCUGAGCCCUGGAGAGCUGUCCUGUUUGCAUUGGAAGAAGAUCGUGAGGUACAUGAUUUGGGAGUUUGCGGGGUCCGGGAGGAGGCAGAAUGUUUUUGCUGUUCGUCUGGAACGUCAAGAGAGGGUGGAGAUGGUCUUCUUCGUGUCGUGUUUGAGGUUAGACGUGGCGAAUCGGUGCGUGGUGCUUGAUGGAGCGGUUCUCGUGAGGACGGCGGAGACGGGUGGAUUGAUGGACGGAUUGGAGAAGGCGUUGAACGAUACUGAUACUGAGCUGGACACAUCCCUUGAUUAUCUCGACACUACACCUGACGGCCUCCAGCUCUGGAAGGAGAUCCUCCCAGCUUACGUCGAGCGUUGCCGAACCUGGGAGCAUGACCCCGAAAGGUGCGAGUACCUCCACCGCGCCAGUGCAAUGGGAGUGGUCACCCCAAUGGAUAUUGAUGACGAUGAGUCCUCGGUUCUUUGCAGCUGUGGCAACGGACGACUCCCGGACAAUGAUAGGAUCCCGCCAAGGGUGUGGGAGAAGAUCAAGAAACAUUUGGUGAGUGUGGCUAUCUCCCCUCCGUUUGGAUGUCCAUUUGUCGAGGAACCAUAUGUCCCGGAGGAUAAACCCAUUGCUCCGCCGCCGCCGCCUCCUCCUCCUAAAGUUGUGUGCAGGAAUUUACUGUUCCAGGGGUUGCCAAAGGGCUGA